Messenger RNA from Coregonus clupeaformis (lake whitefish), 2704 nucleotides. It is a transcript of the gene gask1b, whose product is annotated as golgi associated kinase 1B. The transcript is spliced from 4 exons. Gene Ontology annotation, cellular component: Golgi apparatus. NCBI's taxonomy places the organism in Eukaryota, Metazoa, Chordata, Actinopteri, Salmoniformes, Salmonidae. The record is from RefSeq and is a predicted model, not a curated record. Bases 180 to 1769 code for a protein of 529 amino acids.
CCUAAACAAGGAUUACCACAGCCCCUCUCAUCGCGUUCUGAUUUUGGACAUCACUUUUUUUCCUGUCGAAGAUUACUUUCGGAAGUUAUGCGCCGGCUGCGCGGCCGCCGUCCUUAUCCUUAUUUGAGCUCCAGGCAAAGACAAACAGAUAGCCUAACCAUGUCGGAUCAUACGUUCUAAUGGAGACGUUAAUACGUCCUGGAGACAUCAAAAAGUCUCUCAUUCUUUGGUCGUGUUCGUAUUUUCUGAGGAUAUCUAACUGCGUUCGGAGGUAUCCCCCGUCGAAAAGGAAUUUGAUAAUUGUGGGUGCAUGUUGUGUGUACUUGUUUUUCGUGGUUUCCCAGGUUGGACAUUCGUUGCUGCACCAGGAUAGACGGUUGGACAGACACCAGUACAAGAAGAGUCGGGGACUAUACACUCUGAGGUUCGAUGAUGAUAGCCCGUCGGAAACAGCCGACUCACCAACCGGUGCCAACGACGACUCUUUAUUAUCCUCGGUGGUUCCAACGCGGUCCAAUGUGGUGUACAUAACACUAAAGUCAAGGCGCAUUAAACCAGCUAUUAUAAGGGGAACAUUUAGACCGAAACUAAGGCGAAAAGCCAGGAGAACCAAACCCAAUGAGGGAUUUACGCAAAAUAAAUUUGGCACAUUGAAGAGGGAGGAAUGGAUACAAAAGCACAUUAACGGAAUCGAUAUAUCAUGGAAACAAAUUAACACCAUAAAUCAUGCAACACGGGGUGUAAGCUCGAAUUUAAAGAUGCAAACAGAACCUCACGUCAGUUCGAUCCGAAUAUACAGUGAGAGGGCACCGCCGUGGUUCAGCAAAGAGGACAUUAGUGCCAUGCGCUUUCUUGCUGAUUGUAAAAUUUCGCGCAUUCAUGAAGUGUCCCAUAAGGAAUCCAUCCCCCUCUUGCUGUUUGAAAGCACAUCACAUUUGUCCUUGAUCCAUUCUGACAAACAUAACGAUGUCAAGGACCAUAAAGUGUGUAUAGGACAAUGUGGAGUUAUCAAAAGUCCCGUAGACACGAGCGAGGUUUUCGCUUUCCAUUUGGAUAGGGUCUUGGGACUGAACCGAAGCGUGCCGGCUGUCAGCAGGAAGUUUCCGUUUGUACAAGAUGGCCAGCCCUGCCCCGUGGUGCUGUGGGAUGGUUCCCUCUCUCCAGGGGACAAUGCAGAGGGCCAGUCCACUGUGAGGAUGACAUGGGGGGAGUACCAGAGCUCCCUCAAACAGAGGUGUUGGCACAGGAACGUCACGCCCAAGCCUAACUCGGGCUGCUCCAGCAUUCACCAUUAUGAGUGGAGCAAACUAGCCCUGUUUGAUUUCCUGUUGCAGAUAUACAGCCGACUAGACCGGAACUGCUGUGGGUUCAGGCCUCGUCAGGAGGACGACUGUGUGGAGCAGGGCCACCACCUGGAAUGUGGGGAUAUGGACAGUGUGGCACUGGCCAACAUCUUCCACAGGAGUCACGACCCCAGGCACUUGGUCUUCGCUGACAACAAGGGCUUUUUCGACCGCGACGAGGACAACUUGGACUACAGACUACUGGAGGGAAUCAAGGAGCUCCCAGAACAGGCGGUGACCGUGUUGAUGAGCCAGAGGCUGAGGGAGAGGCUCCUCCAGUCACUGUUCCUGGAUCAGCUGUACUGGGAGAGCCAGGGAGGGCGGCAUGGGAUCGAGAAGCUCAUCGACGUCAUCGAGAGACGGGCCCAGGUUCUCCUCACAUACAUCAAUGCCCACGGCAUCAAAGUGGUGACCAUGAACGUAUGACAUCACAGGGUUUGGAAAAGGAGAGAAAAUGGAGAGAUUCAAUCAAACCAGCACUGUGGAAACCACGUAGCUCCUGUUUAAUUUGAAGGGAUGAGUUUUGUUUCACCCAGUUAACUGAUUGUAUUAUUUAACAUGUAGUAUAAUGUGGUCUAGAUAGAUCACUAUGUUGUUUGAAACCCACAAUUUGAAUUCCAGCCUAGAGAAGAGAUUUUCUCUUGAAGUCUGACACAGUUGAGGUGCUCCGUUUGUGUCUCCUUAUCUUGUACUAAGAUAAGGACGUAGUACUGUAGAUAUGGACAUGGAAUUUGAUAUUCCGCAAAGACCAAGGCAGUUUUAUUUUUUAAAGUUCACUUUCCAAAAGCCAAAGAAACAACUUCCAUUCCUCAAAUCAAAAUAUUUGCCAGUGGAAGAACUACCAGGGUCUCGAGGGUUUUCACUCCAACAGGACAUACUGUAUUGGGCUGAUUUGGUAUCAAGCCAGAAUCUCACAGUAUCCCUUUAAGUAACAAGCUCUGAAUUCUCAAGCUUCAAGCUGAAACAUUACUCUUAGCAUUCAUUAUACAAAGUGGCUACAGUUCUGUAUACAAUAACAGUCUUACUGUAGUCUUUCGGUUGUAUUGUUACUUUGUUAUUUUAAUAUCUAACGUUACUCAUCUACAGUAUAACUCUAAUACAGUAAACAAUCAUCUUUAGCAUUUCUUUGGGCCUUAUUCAUGUACCAUUGUAUGUAGUGCUCCUCUGACUUCACUUUACAGUAGCCUACUACUAUUUGAUGGUUUAACAUCUGUCUAACCUGCCAUAAGAAAAGGACGUUAGUUAGAAAUUAUUUUGAUAUUAUACAAAGUGUUUCAUUUGUACCGCUUAGGAUGUUAGUCAAUUUCAUUGUUUAUAUUUAUUUGUAUAUUAUUUCAUGUUGAUAAAAAAAAAAAAUGUAA